AUGACGCGAGAAUAUUCUUUCCCCGGAGUGGCAGUCAUUACGGGUGCGGGCGGCACAGGUAUCGGUGCUGCUACGGCUAGAGCGUUCGCCGUCGCAGGGUGCCAAAGCAUCGCCAUCACGGAUCUCAACCAUGCCUCGCUGGAACAGACCCGAAAAUCCAUCCUUGCUGCCUCCCCUGAGGUCCAGAUUCUCAUGACAGCGGGCGAUAUUGCCGAUGAAUUAUUUGUGGAGUCGUUCAUGUCUGAGGUGGUCAGGAAAUUUGGGCGGCUGGACUAUGGAGUGAACUGUGCUGGGAUCCUCGGAGAGGGACGGCGCUCCACUGAAACUACCACGGAUACGUUUGACCACAUCAACGGGGUCAAUUAUCGGGGCUGUUGGAUGUCCUCGCGAGCGCAGAUCAAACAGAUGCUCCGGCAGGAUCCCUUACCCAGUCAUGACCCGGGUCGAUCGCCUCAACGGGGGGCGGUGGUGAACAUCGCCAGUCAGUUGGGCAUUGUGGGACGCCCCAGCGCGCCGGCAUACUGCAGCUCCAAGGCCGCCAUCAUCGCCAUGACUCGUUCCGAUGCGAUCGAUUACUCCCAAGACGGGAUCCGCGUGAAUUGUGUCUGCCCCGGUGUCAUCGAGACCCCCAUGACUACGUGUACAGAAGAGGUCCGCGAACGACUACAGCCCGCGGUGGAGAUCGCGCCGAUGAGGAGAAUGGGGAAGCCGGAAGAGGUGGCUGACACCGUACUGUUCCUUUGCUCUACCUUUGCCUCUUUUGUCCAAGGGCACGCUCUCGUCGUGGAUGGGGGAUAUAUCAUCAAUUGAACCGCGUGACAGAAUGGAACGGACACAAUGGAUCAGACUUUAUACUCUACCGCUGCAUUGGAUCAGAAACAGCACCAACCACAACACAGCAUCUCGAUUCCCCGCGGGGGCGCGGUUGGGGUGGAGCUAUUGAAUGUACAAAGGGUUCAGAAACCACCUUCCCCGGACGGGGGAUGCACAACCCUGUACGAAGUACCGAAUAAUGAAUAAUCCCGGCCAUUAUCAGCCAGGACGACGCAGAAGGGAAACGAUCGACGGCCAUUCUCCAACUGCCAAGAGACGCUCUUAUCGCGGAAAUUGGAGUAAAUGGGGGGAUGGGACCCCACACUCGCCGCAAAUCAGAACCCGCUUCUCCACUCCUAUCUAAUCCUAUCUCUGGGUUUU
This is a messenger RNA of Aspergillus campestris IBT 28561, 1194 nucleotides long. Its product is annotated as SDR family NAD(P)-dependent oxidoreductase. The transcript has 3 exons. Lineage: Eukaryota; Fungi; Ascomycota; Eurotiomycetes; Eurotiales; Aspergillaceae. Bases 1 to 810 code for a protein of 269 amino acids. The record is from RefSeq and is a predicted model, not a curated record.